UGUCGAAGGCAGUUGACGUGAACUGAGGACACGUACACCUACACCCCACACCCACACACCCACAUCCACACACCCACAUCCACAUUCACACCCACAUCCCACACCCACAACCACAUCCCCACACCCAUACCUCUCUGGACUGAUAAAAAGUAGCGUAUAAUUGGCAUGGGCCGGAAGGCAUGAAAGGGUUUCGAAAAUAUAUUGAAUUUGACAUCAAAAGAUUCAGCGUAAAAUUCUGCAUCAGAAAAUAAACUUUUUUUGUGAAUCCGUUCGUGGGUCGAUUCCUGUUCUUAUGCGCCCCCGUCCUUAGACCAACAUCAGUAACUUUAGGCAAUCUUCAUCGACGUCUUGUUCGUAAUUUGAUUCGAAUAUUAUUUUCACAUUUCUUAACACAGACUUUGUGCAUAUUACCAUUUGUUAUUAUCAAUCUUUUAGCCAUCUUUGUUAAUAGAAAUGCAAUUAUAUACUUGUUUUUUUCAAGAAUUUUUGCACUUCCACUAUUUACUAGUUAUGCAACAAAUUUUUAUGUAAAUACAAUGUCAUCUAGAAUUUAUCGACGAGAAUUUAUGAAAUUAUUUUCAUUUUGUAAACGAAAAAUGUUUAGAGAUGACCGAAAUAUAGAUCGAAUAUAAGUAAUUGAACUAAAAUGUAUUAAAUAUUUGUUUGUUCUGUACAUUAUAAAAUACAUUUUUUUUCUAGUGAAAUGAAAACUAUGAACUAUGAUUUGAAACUAUAUGGAAAUAAAGCAAUUGGUUUUUAGGCAAAACAUACUAUUCGAUCAAUUUGUUGUAUCAUUAAAAAAAUAGAAGUUGUGAUAGAUACAUUAUGUAUAUUGCAUCUGGAGCAGUAGUACAGAUGUUGAGAAGCAUCUGCCAAAAAGAAACCAACAUAUCUUCACUAUAAUGGAACCAAAUCAAGUGGCUUUGUCUGGUAAUAGAAUAGUAUCCUGAAUGGAUAUGCGUUUUCGCCACCAGGCCCGUGCAGAAGUUAAUCGACUUCCGACAGAUACCUUCGCAGUCACACUAUAGUGUUCGAAUUGUUAGUGAAUAUGAAAAAGUUUAUUAUUCAGUUUCUUUCAGUGAUGCCGAAUCGGUUGGGUUAGGGCUGGAACCCUGUUGGGUUGGAACACCCAUGAGUUGGACAGCCCAUUAUAGCAAUUUCAAUCCUGGCCCUCCCAUCAAAAUUUGAAGAUAAAUUUUGUCGGUUGACUCAAGGAUCACCCUUGAGUUAACCUAUGAAAUCAUUUAUAUUUUUAAGAAAUGAUAUACGAAAAGGCUUGUUCAGUUACGAUGUCGCCAUGAAACAGCUCAUGUGAUCAAUCUGCUCCUCGAUAUUUAUCGUGUGGUCGGAUGGUCAAGCAUGACAUACAUAAAUCGCAUUCUGUCUCUCUCUUCGGAAGUUUUAUUUCCUGCGGCUUUCAUUUUAGAAUGAAUAUUCAAAAUAAUGACAUCCGAUUGAAACAGAUCAAUCAGUCGUUUUUGAAAGACUAGGAAAAAAGAUGAACUAUAGUUUGCCUUUUUUCAAGCUAUUGUCUUUAUGAAUAAUUAUGUAAAGUAAAACUUGACAGUGAAUAAAAAUGAAAUAGACAUUGUUGUUUACUUGGUUUUAUUGAUUAUUACUGUCCUUUACCAAGGGUAACAAACUUUUACAUACCUGAACCUGAAUUUAUAAGCAAUUACUGUUUUUUUGGUCAAAUCGAACCCAUUAUGGAUUCGAUAUAAUACAUCGAGUAUUAGUUUAAUGAAAAAUUGUUCGUGAAAAUGAACAAGAUGCUGUAAAAUGUUGAAUAAUUUAUCGUGAUCAAUUUAGUUGAGUAUUAUAAUCUUCGGUUAGUUUUAAUUUUUCUUCUACAAUUUGUAAUGGUUGUUCUGGACGUUAUCAAGCUGCAGAGACACUAGUUUCAUUAAAGCUUUGUGUUUGUUUUUAGCCCAGUUUACUUCUAAUCCUUUCGUUGUUCAAUGAGAUGAAAAAUUUAGAUUUUAUUAUUUUACUUGACCUGAAAAAGAACGAUAAUCAAAUUAUUGUUUGUUUUAUGUUUGUGGGUACAAGAAUAUAUAUCAGAAAGUAUGCUAAAUAAAAGUUUAACAAACUCGUUAUCAUAUUAUAAAAAUACAUAGAAACCGAUUCAGUUGUGUCACAGACAUAUGUUUACUGUUCCGAGGAAGUAUUAGGAUAAUCUGUAUGUUUUUUGUUCAUAGAGUAUAGAACGAUUACUUACAUAUUAUUAACAAUCCUUUUAACGGUCGCACUGAAUCUUUUAUUCAUAUUAGUAUGUAAAGAAAGCUGUAUGCCACAAUAACCAGGGUUAGCCAUUGGGUUACUUUAUGGGUAGAGUUCAAGCUACUCAAUUGAAUCCUACGACCCAUGGGCUGAAGCCCACUUACAGAGCAAUUGGUCGGAUUGGAUUGAGCCAUGAGUUGAAAAAAAAGCGAUUUCCAGCAUCUCUGGUUUGUUCCCACAAGCAGCAACAAAAAAGAAGAUACUGUUAGAUUUGAUAUAAAUUGUUGUUUAUAUGGUUAUUUUAAGAUGUUAUUUAAAUUAUUUUUAUCAGCUACUUUUCUUUUUAUAAACAAUCAUCUUAAUCCGAUUUUCUUAAAAUAGCACGAACAUAUCAAUGAUACUGGCCCGUACUACUAACUACGCAAUAAUAAGCCUAGGUCAAGAAUAACGUUUUCUUGACUUUCCAAAGAAUGAAAAUAUAGGAAGAAAACAAAAGAACAAGACUAGAAAAAAUACCUAACAGAACGAACGAGAGAACGAACAUACAGAUAGUUAGAGACUUGCACGGAGUCGCUGUCGGAGUCAAGUGAAUUUUUUGCCGAAAAUUUAGUUUCAGCAUAAGAACUUUUUUGACCUGGUGGUUUUAUUCUCUGAUAUUUAAUGUAUAAACUGAUGCAUUUUGGAGAUUCCAACGACAUCUUAUCAAGACCUAUGAACUUCAUAGGUCUUGAUAAGAGGUCGUUGGAACCUUCCAAAUGCAUCAGUUUAUACAUUAAAUAUCAGAGAAUAAAACCAGCAAGCCUAAACAGUUCUUAUGUUAAGACUAAAUUCUCAGUAAAAAAUUUACUUGACUUCGACGGCGACUUCGAAAACGACCCCGUGCAGGACUCUAAUGGAAAUACAAAUUUUUUGGUUUUUAAGCAAAAGACGCAAGAUAGCUGACUCGCAUAUAAAUGCCAAUAUAUUAGUGAUGUGUACUUGUAAGAUAAAUAGAAUUAUGCUAAAUUCUAUAUGUCAAUGUAAAAAGUUUGUUUCUGCCAAAGCUAUUACGAAAUCAUUUCUGCAUCGGCAUGCAACUUUAUGUCAUUUUGUAGUUCACAUCCUGCUUCGUGCAAGAAUAUACUAUUUUUUUUUUCUUUGGCAUGCAUUUUCCUUAUUUCUCGUUAAAAGCAAAUAGGUCUUAUACAUCCACAAAAUGUUGACUGAAAAAUCUUCUUUCAGUUCUCCGAAUUCGCCUAUAGUUAUUAGUAUUCAUGUUCACCCGUACGUAGAAUUUAUCAGAUAAUCCUUAUAUCUUUCAAUUUCAAUUGUGUUUCUAUUGUAAGUAGCUAGUCAAAUAGUAAAGAAGUUCAUCUAUAAAGCAAAGUAUGUAUGUUCGAAUCUUAUCUCUUGAAAAAAUAGCUCUUACAUGUUCAUCUAUGUUUACUAAAUAUGCUUUGUUGUCUUGCAUUCACAUGCUUGGAUUCUCUACAAACGCAUUCUUACGUCCUCGUAUGCUGUGACAAUAAUAACUGUGUACAUGUGUUAAAUUUCAUGCAUGCAAACGCGAGCAUAGUUUACUUUGUGACGCGUUCCCACGCAAACCAUGUCAUAAUGAUAUUAUGUAUAUAGAUGUAUUUUAUAAGCUCUCAUGUUUUACUGUGCAAUCAAAUAGCAAGAGUCUCAAAUGAAAAAUGAUUGGACAAUUAAUGGCAAUGCUACUCGUGAUUAUAAAUUUAAAGCAUUUAUUAAGACAAAAAAAUCAAAAUAAAAUUCAUGCCUGUCGCGAAUUUUGUAUCAAGAACACUAAAAAAAACACAUUUAUGAUGAUGAAACAGACAAAAAGAAUGAUUAGUUUUCAAAUUCAUUGAUGAAAAGUGACAUUUUAAGCAAGAAAAUGCAGUAAAUUUCAUUUUUAAUCAAAAUCAUGCGAUGAAAUUAAUGACAAUGUUUAUUUUAAUCGAUGACUUUAAAAUACAUCAAUUGUAUUGUCUGUUUUCAUCAUUUUAAUGACAUUUUUCUUAUUUUUUAACUCCCUGGGUAGAAUCAACCACAGAACAUCAAAUGUAUUUAUACACAAAAAUACGUAUACCAUGACAUAUAACGGUAAUAUUCUUAGAAAAAAUCAAAAUUAUGGACAAUAAGAAAAAAAAUUACCAUUAUUGUAGAUACCGAAAAAAACUUUAACAUUUACGUUCCGUCAAUGAAUAUUUAAAAGAGACAGUUUUUAUACUACAAAUUGUAUGGUUGUACUAUAAUUUCGUAUUUCCAUAUAAUUUUACUUCAUUUUAAUGUUUUGUUUCAUUUUUAAUAGGUUUCUCUUUGUUCUUCUACUUAUGUUAGCAUGGUUUCUAUUACCAAAUCACUAGGAACGUAAGAGGAUGACUCAGAUAGAAGAAAAAAACUGGAUUUUUUGUUUAUAAUAGUAGUACACCUCCAAAUGAAAGCAAUAUUUUCGGUUGACUAAUUAGAGUCUCAUGAACAAAAUCAAUGAGUUUUGUUUUUUAAGACUCCUUUUUUCGCAAUGUCUCUAUAAAAAGUCGACUUUUAACAUUUGAAAAAUAUUCUUAAGCAUGUAUUUAAAUAACCUAGACAGUCUUGACAAAAACUACAACAGAAUUAAUGAGGAAAAAAACAACGCCCGUAUGUAUUAUCACUAAUUAAUUCAUUAGAGAAAUUGCUCAAAAUAGAACAAAUAUUCGUCAUACAUUUAUAUUUUCAAGGAUUAAUUAAAACUUGGAAGAAGACGGGAAAACUCAUGUUCAGACAAGUUUAAUAGACAUUGGCUUCUAGCUUAAUUCAUCACGCAAGCCAUGCAUUAUGAUGCUCUUCAACAAAUUAAUAUGAAGACUGAAAGUAUCUAACAGCUCGUGGAGGUAUCAUAGCGUUUUUUGUUAGACACAACUUUUUGAUCAAUCUCACUGAUUCCCUUUUAUCAAACAUAUUUUGAUUUUCAUGGUUUAGUUCAUGAUAUUCUAUUUUUGAAAGAUAUUAUCCAUUUCAAAGUCUAUUAUUAAAUGAGAUGAAAAGUUGACAGUCCUAUCCUAUACCUACAGAAAUUUUCUUAUUUUGUGUUUGCAAACAUAUCUCCUUUCUAUUAUUAUACGUUAUUCGUAAUUUUUAAUGAAUAAAAAUUGUCAAUAGAAAAAGAUUCUCAACUAAGAGUGUUCCAAAUACCACUGAUUUUCCUAAUAAAUAUUUUUUGUAUGAAAAAAAGAAUAAAUUAUUGUAGUUUUCGGCUAGAUCGUGACUGUUUAUUUAUAAUACAUUAUAAUGAGUUAUGAUUCAAUUUUGUAACUAAAACUAAUAUCAGAAGAAAACAAGAUGCUUUAGUUUCCUUGAAAAAGACGAAAAAAAACCUUUUUUUCUUUUCAGCAGAGAAUUAUCCAAGCCAAGCUAGACGUAAUUCUUUUACUAUCAUUUUCAUAUUUUUCAACAUACCACAAAGAAUCUCAACGGUUUUUACUUACUAAACAUAUUACUCGAUAUUACUGCGCAAUUAACAAGAAUUGUUCUGAUUUUAUUGGUCAUUUUUGGAACAAUAGGUCAUUAUAUUUAAUUGCUACUUGGAUUGGCAAUAUUCUAGUCAUUUAUUUAGCAAUACUUAAUAGACUUCUUAUUGAUGGAUUCUCUAUUGAUGUUGGAUCUUUAUCACCAAUUAUAUGUAAAUUAAGAGUUUAUGUUGGUUAUAUGGUUUUAGCUUUAUCUCCUUAUUUUUUUAUAUUGGCUUGUUUUGAUCGAUAUUGUUCGAGUUCACCAUCAAUAAUACAUCGUUCUUGGAGUAAUAAAAAAACAGCAAAACGAUGUAUUUGUGGAGCAAUUAUUCUAGCUGCUAUUCUUUAUUUACAUAUGCCGAUAUUUUUUCAAAUUCAAUCAAAUGGAUCAAAUAUAAUUUGUUAUCCUCAACAAGGAAUUUAUGAUUCAUUUUGGAGAAUAUUUUAUUUAGUUAUCUAUUGUUUUUUUCCAUCAAUUUGUAUGAGCCUAUUAUGUUUACUUAUAGCGAUUAAUAUUCGUCAUCAAUCUCGUCAAAUUAGACUAACAUUAGUAACUUUAGGCAAUCUUCAUCAACGUCUUGAUCGUAAUUUGAUUCGAAUAUUAUUUUCACACUUCUUAACACAAACUUUAAUUUUUAUACUUCCACUAUUUGCUAGUUAUACAACAAAUUUUGAUAUGAAUACAAUGUCAUUUCGUAUUUAUCGGCGAGAAUUUAUGAAAUCAUUAUCGUUUUGCAAAAGACAAGGGAAACAAAAAAAAUUAUUUAAUCCAAAUGUUUAG
Rotaria sp. Silwood2 is the source of this 6474-nucleotide messenger RNA. The record is from the annotation of a GenBank genome assembly. NCBI's taxonomy places the organism in Eukaryota, Metazoa, Rotifera, Eurotatoria, Philodinida, Philodinidae.